This is a messenger RNA of Impatiens glandulifera, 1260 nucleotides long. RefSeq lists its product as uncharacterized. The record is from RefSeq and is a predicted model, not a curated record. NCBI's taxonomy places the organism in Eukaryota, Viridiplantae, Streptophyta, Magnoliopsida, Ericales, Balsaminaceae. Bases 40 to 1077 code for a protein of 345 amino acids. The transcript has 4 exons.
AGAUUGAUCAUCAUUUAGAUAAGAGAGAGAAAUACAGAGAUGAGAAGAUCAUUCGGAGGUAACCAAGGAAUGAGCGGUGGUAAUGGCGGAAUGAUAAGAACAGUUCACAGGGCAGUGAAAGCUGCCGGCGUCGGUGGAUCAUCUCAAGACCCUUUCUCUCAUUCAACCGCCAAUACUUCCGCUAACAGACCCACUUACAGACCCACCACCGCUUCAAACAUCCUUUCUCUUACCUCACCCAGUUCUUCUUCAUCUCUUACUUCCUUCAAUGUCCCGAUUUCUGCUACUUCAACCCUACCCAACUGGCCUGCUUCUCCGACUUACAGUGAUGACUUUGAUUGGGAGUAUAUUGAUGGAAUUGAAGACGAAAGAGCUCGUGGGUAUUUUGAUGAUUCGAUUCUUGCUUCUGUUCCAACAAGAGAUGAAGUUCAGCUUGCAAUAUCUUCACUUCACCAUGUUAUUGACCCAGCUUCCUUAUCACAAUAUGUCAAAGACAUGCUGCCUCGUUGUUCUGAUUCAGAUAGUGUUGAUGAUCAACUCAUAGAACCAACUGGUUUUAUGCAAUCUCGAAGUUCUUCAGGUAGAUCUGGAUCAGAUUGGAUUGAACCUCCUUCAAUUCAGCUUUUCAAUCAAGGGGCAAUACAUCAUGGGUUCAAUGGGGUUUAUGACGCUUUUAAUCUAUUACAAACCGAACCAAUUGUUCAGAGGAUGGUUAUCUCCUUGUCCUCUGAUCGAGCUGUUUGGGAUGCUGUUCUAAAUAAUGAGGUUGUCCGUGAACUAAAAGAAUCAUUCAAUCAAGAUGGAAAAGAUUCUUCUAGCGAGGGUCAGAACGGUAGUUCUGAUGGCGACGAAGGAGCUGUGAACAUAUUAGGUUUGAUUUUUAACAACACAAAGGAAAAAGUGAGUGAGUUGUUUGAGGGAAUCUGGAAGAUGUUUGCGGAGCUGUUUCGCCAGCCAGAUAAGGAGAAGGCCUUUACGGAUGAAGUUGAUGAUCUGUUUCAGGAAAGGUUGAGGUCUUCCUUCUUCCUCUCGAUUCUAGUAAUGUUGAUUGUGGUUGUGACUCGGGCACAAUCUUAAUUUGACGACACUACACGAUGUUUCUUAUGUUGGUGUGUUUGAGAUAACUACUCUAUAGAGUUCUUUUUUAUAUAUGUUUGUGUUGUUUUAGGAAAUCUUUGUGCUGUCUUUUUAUAAAGAGUGUUGUAGGAAGUUGAAUCUCGAAUACUGUAAAUUAGUCUCAUAAUUUAAUGUUCUUCGCAU